This is a messenger RNA of Amphimedon queenslandica, 1083 nucleotides long. Its product is annotated as guanine nucleotide-binding protein subunit beta-like protein 1. Gene Ontology annotation, molecular function: protein binding. The transcript is spliced from 9 exons. The record is from RefSeq and is a predicted model, not a curated record. The coding region runs from base 20 to 997 and encodes 325 amino acids. NCBI's taxonomy places the organism in Eukaryota, Metazoa, Porifera, Demospongiae, Haplosclerida, Niphatidae.
GAGCUCCACCUAUUAAUUAAUGAGUGCAGAACCUACUUCUCCUUCUUCUCCUUCUCCUCCUUCUCCAGUCUUUACUCUCCGUCCAAGAGCAGGAGAAAUAACAUCAGUACGGCAUGCAACCAUUGACUUGAAAGAAUCAGUCCUGAUUGGUACAUCUACUGGAUCCAUAAGUUUGUGGGAUAUUGAAACAAAGAGAGAGUUUUGGACGCAUUCCUGUGAUCAAAGUGUACUUACAUUUCAAGCAGUUUCUUCUUUGGAUGCAAAACCACAAGAUUUAAUUUCUCUCUGUAGACAAGGAAGUGUUAGACUUUGGGAUGUUGAAACCGAAAAAGAAAAGAUCUCGUUCAAAGUUCCAGAUCCUGGUUUUUGCAACUUGAUUCCAUUAAGCUGGAAUGGAAACAGCUUUGCUGUAGCUGAUAGAGAAUAUGGACAGGUUAAUGUUUGUAAUACUUUGGAUGGAAAGAUCCUGUCAAAUCUAAAAGUAGAAGAACCAAAAUCAAGAGGGAUGAUCAUGUGCCUAAGAUGUGGAAAGGAUCAGCUAGUCCUUGGAGGAUGUGAAGAUGGUAGUUUAGUAGUGUGGGAUGGUAGAAGACCUGAUAGAGAACUAAGUAUUGUUAAACUCUUCACAGAAUCAGUGAUGUGUCUGGAUUAUCAUAUUGACAGCAAUCAUGGGGUUGCUGGAUCACCUCUAAAAACACUAGAGACAUUUAACUUUACACAGCAAUGUUUAGUGGAGAAGAAGUACAGUACUGAGAUUAGGAAUAGUGGAGUUGCUUCGGUAGCCAUUAGAGGUGAUGGCCGUAUAAUGGCAUCUGGAGGAUGGGAUUACAGGAUAAGAGUCUUUGGCUGCAAGAAAGGGAAGCCACUAGCAGUACUGGACUAUCAUUCUGGAACAAUGCAAUCAAUAGCAUUUACCAGUUCCUCACUGGCUCAUUACAGCAAUCUAAUGAUCAGUGGGUCUAAAGAUAGGAGAGUCAGCUUGUGGAAACUGUAUUAAUGCACUUAUAUUAUAAUCAUGUCAUGUUUUAUCAUUGGAAUUGCUACUUGUCAACUGUUCGAUAAAAUGACCAUAACUUUAUAAAA